AAUGGAUUCAGAGCUUUUCCCUUUCUCCUUCACCUUAGCUCCAAACACACUGAAAUUCCGUAAUGGCUAUGUUAACAGCUCUAAGCAGAUCGCUGGGGAAUCAAUGCCUGCAAAGAUCCAAGUACGGACAAAGUUUACCGCGUAAUCACUUGCUGCAUCAAACUCUCAGAACACUGAUUUUGGAAUCUGCCUCCUCCGAAUCCGUCAAGCUGCGCCGGUUACCUGACUCCGAUUCUGGAAUCGUUGAGGUUAACUUGGAUAGGCCUGUGGCAAAAAAUGCAAUUGGGAGUGAUAUGUUGAGAGGCUUGCAGCAUACUUUCGAAGCUAUCGAUAAGGAUUCCUCUGCUAAGGUUGUCAUGAUCUGCAGUUCAGUGCCCAAGGUGUUCUGUGCUGGUGCCGAUUUGAAGGAGCGCAAGAAGAUGACUGCAUCCGAGGUUCAGUUUUAUGUCCAGUGCCUGCGAUCAACUUUCUCCUUCAUAGAGGCACUCCAAAUUCCUACCAUUGCCGUUAUUGAAGGUGCUGCAUUGGGUGGAGGACUUGAAAUGGCUCUAUCAUGUGAUCUUCGAGUUUGUGGUGAAGAUGCCAUAUUAGGCUUGCCUGAAACAGGACUUGCCAUAAUUCCUGGGGCAGGUGGGACACAAAGACUUCCUAGAUUGGUUGGAAAAUCAGUAGCAAAGGAACUUAUCUUUACUGCUCGGAGAAUUAGUGGCAGAGAUGCAGUGUCUAUCGGUCUUGCUAAUUGUUGUGUUCCUGCUGGGGAAGCCCAUGCCAAGGCUAUUGGAAUUGCUCGGGAAAUAAAUGAGAAGGGUCCAAUAGCAAUCAGAAUGGCAAAGAGGGCUAUAAAUGAGGGACUGGAGAUGGAUAAGGAAUCAGCUCUGGAAUUGGAGGGGGACUGCUAUGCACAGAUUUUAAAUACGAAAGAUCGCUUGGAAGGCUUAGCAGCAUUUGCAGAGAAGCGGAAGCCAAGGUAUACUGGCGAAUAAAAAUGAUCAGAAUCUUUAGCAAUAACAUGCUUUCAGACUAAGUUUAUCAAGCAUUAGUUUGUUUGCUCUUGUUUAACUGUUUGUGUCCCAGAGAUAUCUGUGUUAUGAGAACCUUUUAUGAUUUUAUAAAUGAUAAAAUAAUUUACAUUCAGGAUGCCUCUCUUGGGUUGGUUGACUCUGUUUAAGCCAUGUAUAAUUUGAAACACCCUAUAAAAUUCUAUCUCUGCC
Rubroshorea leprosula is the source of this 1211-nucleotide messenger RNA. NCBI's taxonomy places the organism in Eukaryota, Viridiplantae, Streptophyta, Magnoliopsida, Malvales, Dipterocarpaceae. The record is from the annotation of a GenBank genome assembly.